Molecule: messenger RNA, 521 nt
Organism: Heterotrigona itama
Lineage: Eukaryota; Metazoa; Arthropoda; Insecta; Hymenoptera; Apidae
Source: the annotation of a GenBank genome assembly
AUGUCUUUCUACUUUCGCGACCGAUCGAAGUUCGGCGAUAGGCUACGUGGUAAAUCUGGUGAUGAACUUUUACAGGAGAUUAAACAACAAUUCGACGAAGAUAGCAAAUCGUUCUUCGAGCCUGCAAAUAGAUCGGGGCGGGACCCUUUUGAACGGCACUCCACUUUCUCAAGGGUGAGCUCUCUUCCCUCUGUGUAAACUUUUUUGUUAUUAAAACCAAAUCGUGGGAGUCGAAGGUACCAGAUCAUUGUUGAACUUAAGUUUCUCAAAUGAUCUUUUUUUACUCGUGUAAAAAGUUUUAACGUCAAGUAUAAGAAUGGUGCCAGGUAAAAUUCGAAUAUCAAAAAGAUAUUACUAUAUGGUGUUGUAUAUUAUAUAUGCUCUGUAUAAUAAUAUAAUAACCUCAAAACUCUCCUUUGACAUUUCAACUAUAAGAUUAACAGCGUAAACUAUUGAGAAACAAAAUUAAAAAUCCUGGCAGUGGUAUUGGGACAGAUACCAGAAUCGUCAAAGUACACUAA